Melozone crissalis (California towhee) is the source of this 2907-nucleotide messenger RNA. RefSeq names its product ADP ribosylation factor 6 (gene ARF6). The record is from RefSeq and is a predicted model, not a curated record. Gene Ontology annotation, biological process: intracellular protein transport; vesicle-mediated transport. The transcript has a single exon. Gene Ontology annotation, molecular function: GTPase activity; GTP binding. Gene Ontology annotation, cellular component: cytoplasm. NCBI's taxonomy places the organism in Eukaryota, Metazoa, Chordata, Aves, Passeriformes, Passerellidae. The coding region runs from base 94 to 621 and encodes 175 amino acids.
CCGCCGCCCCAUGCGCGGCCCGCGCUGAGCCCCGCCCGCCCUUCCCCGCCGGGCCGGCGCUCGCCCUCUCGCCCUCCCUUGGAUGCCGCCGAGAUGGGCAAGGUGCUGUCCAAGAUCUUCGGGAACAAGGAGAUGCGGAUCCUGAUGCUGGGGCUGGACGCGGCCGGCAAGACCACGAUCCUGUACAAGCUGAAGCUGGGCCAGUCGGUGACCACCAUCCCCACCGUGGGCUUCAACGUGGAGACCGUCACCUACAAGAACGUCAAGUUCAACGUGUGGGACGUGGGCGGCCAGGACAAGAUCCGGCCCCUGUGGCGGCACUACUACACGGGCACGCAGGGGCUCAUCUUCGUGGUGGACUGCGCCGACCGCGACCGCAUCGACGAGGCGCGGCAGGAGCUGCACCGCAUCAUCAACGACCGGGAGAUGCGGGACGCCAUCAUCCUCAUCUUCGCCAACAAGCAGGACCUGCCCGACGCCAUGAAACCCCACGAGAUCCAGGAGAAACUGGGCCUGACCCGGAUCAGGGAUAGGAAUUGGUAUGUGCAGCCCUCCUGUGCCACGACGGGGGAUGGACUCUACGAAGGGCUGACGUGGUUAACGUCCAAUUAUAAAUCCUAAUGGGAGAGGAACUAUUUAGUCUACAAAGAAUUAAAGAAACAAAACAAAAAAAUUAAACAAACAAACAAAAAAAAAAAGAAACAAAAAAAAAUUAAAAUAACCCACGUGGCUUUCCAGAAGAAUGAUUCUCUACCGAAAAGUAAAAACAAAACCGCAUCCAUAGGAUUAUGAUCACCUUUCUCCAGUUGCCACCCUUUCCUCCUGCACCCUUGGCUGGAUUCCUGUUCUAACUCCUCCUGCUUGGCGUUAGGAUGCUCUAACCUCCGAAUGUGACACGAACACAGGCACUAGAUGCUAUGGCAGACUUCCAGCAAACAGGGGAAGGACACAUUAUAGACUUGCUAAGUAACUUUUUUUUGGUUUUUUUUUUUCCUUUUUCCUCUCGUUAGCCCUUUGCUGGUUUGAUUAUUUUGGGGGAUGUUGGGGGAGGGGGUCCAUUUUCAGUGUAUGCUUUCUGGGUCUAUUUUUUGAUUAUAUAUAUUUUUUUUCUCUCUCUUCUCUCACUUUGCUGUAGAUUGCUACUUUUUUGCAUUCUUGCAGGAUAUGUUGCUAGGUCGACUUCAUCUAGUAAACUGAAAAUUGUUGCUUAAAAUCAAACUGCAGUCUGUCUUUUUAUAUUAAGGACUUUUUUUUUUUUUUUUAAAAGGAAAAAAAAGUUCUGUUAAUCUGUAACUAAACAGUGACUCAGUCUGGCUCCACGGCUCAGGCUAACGAGGGGAACUCUUGCCUGCAGUGGCACAGAGUGGGAAUUCCACUGUAACGCGUUCAAAGUGCGUGUCGGGCGCUGGGAAAUGUAAGAACUGCUUUGGAAUGGCAGCUGGGAAGUUGUGACCCAUACAUCAUGCAUGAGGAGGGAUGCAAAACCGGCUCCCCACACCACACAGCAAACCAGGCAGGAGCGGUGCUGCGGUUCCAGGGCAGGCACCGGGCAGGUUUUUUGUCUUUAAUGAGGUUUAGUUGCAGUUUUUUACUCCUUGGUGUCGCUCCUCGGGCCGGGGCUCUUUCCAGCAGAUGCAGCAAUAAAAUGUUGCAAUGAGUUUGACUUUAAAUCAGAUGUUUUGGCAAAAGUCCAGCUCUGACUUGCCUCUCGCUUCCAUCUCAAGGCAGCUGGAGACACCUAAACCUUGAAAGGAUUCCCGUUUCUUUUCAGCAACCAGAAGGAAAUUGUUGUUGUUGUUAUUAUUAUUAUUAUUGUUCUUUUUCCGUGCUGGAGCCUUGCGGAGGGGCGCGUUCCGAGCCGGGCUCUGCUCGAGCCCGGGGUUUCUGACAUCGGGAAGGGCCAUUUUGAGGAAAUCGCGGCCGGCUUUGGUUUUCCAGGGCCGGCCCGAGCUGCUGCCGUGCCCGGGGCUGCUGGAGCACCCGGAGCUGUGCUGGGUGUCCCAGCCCCGCCGAGGAACCGCUCCUGAGAGCGGGGAGGGCAGAGAGAAGGAGAAUCGACGCUGAAUGUAAACUUCCAUAAUUAGUUCUAAAAGGGCAGAGCAGCUCGUUAGCCGUGUCACAGCCUGUAGCUGGGGCUGGCCAAUCAAAAACCCCACCCAGAGCGAGUAUUUGCAUAAAAACUCAAUCAAGUAUUAAUUAACGCUGGGUGCACAAACUGUUAAAGCAGCUGGUUCUUAUUCAGCCUUAAGGAUUAACUUCAGAUUUCCUCAAGGGGUUAAAACUCCUUUGGGGAAUUCUAGGAAUGUAUGCUACAAAACCAGAAGAAAAUGGCUUUUAUUUUCCAUCUUUUCCUUAAUUGUGUUCUCUUUUCAAGAAUCUAAGUUUUACAUGGAAUUGGGGGCAUUACACUACAUUGCUGCAGUGGUGACUCUGCAUGCUGAGUACCUUGUACAUGGAGCUCUUACCAAAGAUGUAUGGGAAGAUAAAAAUCCUGAAUUCACUUCUGAAAUCCAAUGCUUUGGAGCACUUCAAAGUCCUUUUAGAGUGUGGUUCCAAAAAAAAAGACUUUUCUGGAUGUGGGUCGCAAAUGGGACUGGAUGGGUUCUUGGUGCUAGAAGAUAGAGCAUUGAUGGACUUUGUGAAUUGUAGAGAGUCUGCAGAAGCUUAAUGUAGAAAAACUCUUCCAUCUCAGCCCUAAAGAAGAGGAAGUGAGAUUAGUUUAUUUUAAUCCAAGGCUUUUUGCCAUUGGAAUAUCAUUGCUCUAUUUUCUAGCUUUUCUUUUUCUUUUCCUGUUGCUGUAACUUAAUGAACAGUGUGGUGGUAUAAAAACUUCAAAUUACAACAAUAUGGUUACUGUUUUCUUCUGGAGCAUCAAUAAAAUAGCCAAGCACAAAGUAAAUGCCUAAA